Molecule: messenger RNA, 2973 nt
Organism: Pleurotus ostreatus (oyster mushroom)
Lineage: Eukaryota; Fungi; Basidiomycota; Agaricomycetes; Agaricales; Pleurotaceae
Gene: PMA1
Product: plasma membrane H+-ATPase
Exons: 7
Coding region: 1-2973 (990 amino acids)
Biological process (GO): regulation of intracellular pH; proton export across plasma membrane
Cellular component (GO): plasma membrane
Molecular function (GO): P-type proton-exporting transporter activity; ATP binding; ATP hydrolysis activity
Source: RefSeq, a predicted model, not a curated record
AUGUCCGGAAACAUCGAAAAGGAGCAGGGCGAGUCGCCCGUUAGCCCCACGGAGGCACCGGAAAAGAAGAAGAGGGAGUACAAGGAUUUUGGCCACGAAGAGGCAAAAGCGACUCACGCAAAUGUCGACAUGUCCACUAUCGAACUCAAGGCCGAGGACUUGUACGAUAAGGAGAAAGUCGACCUAGAGACGAUUCUCAUUGAGGACGUGUUCACGCUAUUGCAGUGUGACGAAAAUGGUUUAUCGGAAGACGAGGCUAAACGCCGUCUUGAGCUUUUCGGUCCCAACAAACUGGAGUCGGAAGAACAGAACGCUUUCCUCCAGUUCUUGUCGUUCAUGUGGAAUCCUCUGUCCUGGGUCAUGGAAGCUGCUGCUUUGGUCGCCAUCGCUCUAUCCAAUGGAGAAGGUCGUGCACCUGAUUGGCCGGAUUUCGUCGGAAUCGUCCUACUUUUGUUGAUCAACUCCGGUAUCGGCUUCUACGAGGAACGCAACGCUGGUAACGCUGUUAAGGCCCUCAUGGAGUCGUUGGCUCCAAAGGCCAAGGUCAAGCGCGCUGGUACGUGGAAGGAAAUCGAAUCGUCGGACCUUGUCCCUGGUGACAUGGUCUCAUUCAAAAUUGGUGAUAUCGUUCCCGCCGACUGUCGUCUCACUGAGGCCAUCAAUGUCUCUAUCGAUCAGGCCGCUCUCACCGGAGAGUCUCUCCCGCAAUCCAAGAAAACGGGGGAUCAAUGUUUCUCUGGUUCCACCUGUAAACAGGGUGAAGCUGAAGGUGUCGUUAUCUCUACUGGAGCAAACACCUUCUUCGGACGUGCUGCAUCAUUAGUCGGCCAAGACGAUGACACAACUGGUCACUUGCAGAAGAUUCUCGCCCAAAUUGGGUCUUUCUGCUUGGUCGCUAUCGGUAUCUUCGUUGUCGCUGAAAUCCUCGUCCUCUAUGCCGGCUUCCGCUUCACAUACCGUCGCGGUCUCGACAACUUGCUUGUGCUCUUGAUUGGUGGUAUCCCCAUUGCUAUGCCCACCGUCUUGUCUGUCACCCUCGCUGUUGGUGCUCAACAACUCGCCAAGCACAAGGCUAUCGUCACCCGUAUCACCGCCAUUGAAGAAUUGGCUGGUGUCACCAUCCUUUGCUCCGACAAAACUGGUACACUUACCACCAACAAGCUUACCAUCGACAGGAAUACUAUCCGCACCUACGGUCCUUUCUCUGCUGAGGAUGUUAUCCUCCUUGCUGCCUACGCUUCCCGAACUGAGAACCAGGAUGCUAUUGAUGCAUCCGUUGUCCAGGCUAUUGGUGACACUUCCCGUGCUCGCGCCGGCAUCAAGCUUCUCGAUUUCAAGCCAUUCAACCCCGUCGACAAGCGUACUGAAAUUACCUACCGCGAAGAGUCGACUGGCAAGCUAAAGCGUGUCACCAAGGGUAUGACUGGUAUCAUCAUCGAACUUUGCACACGUAACAAGACCGAAGAAAUCGAGAACCGCCUCGAAGCCGACGUCGAAGAGUUCGCCACCCGCGGUCUUCGUGCACUCGCUGUGGCGUUCGAGGAAGUUGAGGGAGAUGACUUUGAGGCUGAGGGUAACGGAUUCGAACUGAUUGGUCUCCUCGCUAUCUUCGACCCUCCCCGUGACGACACUAAGCAGACCAUCGACGAUGCUCUUUCCCUCGGUGUCAAGGUCAAGAUGGUUACUGGUGAUCAGCUCGCUAUCGCAAAGGAAACCGGUCGCCGCCUUGGUAUGGGUGACCACAUGUACCCCGCUAAGGUGCUCAAGGACGGACCCGCUCCCGGCAGCAAACACGCCAACCUCGACGAGAUGAUCAUGGAUGCCGAUGGUUUCGCGGGUGUCUUCCCCGAACACAAGUACGAAAUCGUCAAACGUCUGCAAGCCCUCGGUCACCUUUGCGCUAUGACUGGUGACGGUGCCAACGAUGCUCCUGCUCUGUCCCGCGCCAACGUCGGUAUUGCCGUCGAAGGUGCUACUGAUGCCGCUCGUGGUGCUGCUGAUAUCGUCCUUACCGAGCCCGGUCUCUCAACCAUCGUUCACGCCAUUCGCGGGUCCCGAGUCAUCUUCCAACGUAUGCGUAACUACUCUAUCUACGCUUGCGCUGUCACCAUCCGUAUCGUCGUCUGCUUCGCCAUCCUCGUCUUCGCCUACAAGUUCGAGUUCCCUCCAUUCAUGGUUCUUAUCAUUGCUCUGCUCAACGAUGGUACCAUCAUGACUCUGUCUGUCGAUCGCGUGCUCCCUUCGAUGACACCAGACAGUUGGGAUCUUGCUGAAAUCUUCGCCUACGCUGUUGCCUACGGUCUCUACUUGACUCUUUCGACUGUCAUCCUCGUCAUUGUCAUCAUGGAGACAACCUUCUUCCAGGACAAGUUCGGUGUUGCUCUCGACAAUGCUCCCGGAACUCGCCCGGAUCCCAACGACAGACAAUUGCACAUGGUUGUUUACCUCCAAGUCGCUAUUAUCUCGCAGGCUUUGAUCUUCGUUACUCGUUCCCACGGAUUCUUCUUCAUGGAGCGUCCUUCCGCAGCUCUUUUCGGUGCAUUCUGCAUUGCCCAACUCGUCUCUUCCAUCAUUGCUGCCUACGCCAACUGGGGCUUCACCAGCAUCCGUGCUAUCUCUGGUGGAUGGAUAGGUAUUGUCUGGGUUUGGAACAUCGUUUGGUUCAUUCCUCUCGAUUGGAUCAAGUUUGCCAUGAAAGCCACCGUGAUCAAGUAUCUCCGCCAACGUCACGAGCGCAAGCAGGCCGAGAUGGUCAAGCAGACCGGCCUCGAAGUCCACCGUACCCAAUCCCGCGCCGCCUCGAUCCACGAGUCUUUGUACUCGAAUCGUGUCUCUUUCAUCAAGCGGGUGUCUCGCAAGGUUGGCUUUGGUGGAAAGAUUACCAUGAAGCCCGAAGAGCUGCAACGAUUCAGCAGCAUACAAGCUCAACGCGUUGGCCAGACGCUGGCACGCAACCCCAGUCGCACUGCAUAA